UUAAUACACCACUGUGUCAGAGCAAGGAUGACUGUUGUGGGAGUCAGUGGGUUAAAAAUAUCUUUAUUGUGGUGGAUCAUGUUUGGGUAGGAGGGAUCGUUUUGCCCCACUGGGCCACCCUCGUGGGCAGCAGAUGAGCCAGAGAGACUGGGAGUGUGUGUGUGUGUGUGUGUGUGUGUGUGUGUGUGUGUGUGUGCGCGCGCUCUGCUGAGCUGUGAGCAGAGGAGCCCCCGCCAGCCAGCUUGCUCCAACUGUGCUCUGCACACACUCCAGUCCAACCGCCUGUCUCUUCUCUCUGCUCCAGAUGAUGCCUUGGAUUUAGCCGGCCCACAUGAGUGAUAUGAAUAACACACUGGACGAAAUACACACUUCCAGAAGCCUCGGAGAGAAAGUAGAUAUUUUUCAGAGUGGCAAGGGUAAUGUGAGUGGCUUUCCCAGCCCAGCCCUCAUCCCUCUGCGAGCUCCUUCUCUAACACCAAAUGCCCAGAAGACCAGGACCGCGCUCUGCAAGGGGAACAGGAGCAGUAAAGAGGGAGAGGAGUCGUUCUGUUCUCCUGUUCCAAACCCUUUUCCUGAACUUAUCCCCUCAACCCUCCCCCACUUUGUCUCUGAAUGUUUGUUACCAUGGACCAAAAGUAGUGCAACUCAGGUAAUCAAAGUUUACAAUGAAGAUAACACCAGCAGAGCAGUAGAAGUUCCCAGUGACAUCACUGCCCGGGACGUAUGCCAGCUGUUCGUCUUGAAGAACCACUGCAUCGACGACCACAGCUGGACCCUCUUUGAACACUUGUCCCAUCUUGGAAUAGAGAGAACCAUUGAAGACCAUGAGUCGGUUAUGGAGGUGCUAUCCGGCGGGGGGAUGGACACAGACAGCCGGCUGUAUUUUAGGAAGAAUUAUGCUAAAUAUGAAUUCUUCAGGAAACCUCUGGAGUUUUUCCCGGAUCACAUGGUCUCCAUCUCCAGUGAAACCAAUGGGAUGCUGGAUCACUCUCAGCUUGUUCAGACUUUUCUCAACUCCAGCACUUGUCCAGAGAUACAUGGGCACCUUCAUGCCAAAGAGCAAAGCAGGAAAUCUUGGAAAAAGUUUUAUUUUGUCCUGCGACGGUCUGGGCUUUAUUUUUCCAACAAGGGAACUUCCAAGGAACCGAGGCAUCUCCAGUUCAUUGCCGACUUUAGUGACAGUGAUGUCUACACCGUCUUGUCAGCCAAAAAGCUACAUGGAGCGCCGACAGAUUACGGCUUCUGUGUCAAGUCCACGAAGUGCAGUUCAGCGCGGGACUUGAAGCUGUUUUGUGCAGACGACGAGCCGACCAGGACCUGCUGGAUCACAGCCAUGCGCUUGUUAAAGUAUGGGAUGCAGCUGCACCAAAACUUCAUUCAGCCACACCAGAAACAAAAAGCCUCACCAAUGAGAAGCAUCUCAGAAAACUCAUUGGUGGCCAUGGAUUUUUCUGGUCAAAAGAGCCGCGUGAUCGAGAACGAGUCUGAGGCGUUGUCUGUGGCUGUAGCGGAGGGCCUGUCAUGGAGGAGGAAAAGCCUCCACCGUCUGAGCAGUCACGGGAGCCCCUCCACGUCACAGAGCUCAGUGUUAAACAUAGUCCUCCACUUGGCCCAGCCCUGGUUCCACAGCAAACUGUCUCGGGAUGAGGCUCAGCGUCUCAUCACUCAACAGGGUCUUAUCGAUGGAGUAUUUCUCUUGAGGGACAGCCAAAGCAACCCUAAGACAUUUGUACUGUCCCUGUGCCACGUGCAGAAAGUCAAACACUUUCAGAUCCUACUUGUGGAUGAUGAAGGGGAGUUAUUUUACAGUCUGGAUGAGGGUCACACACAAUUUACAGACUUGAUCCAGUUGGUGGAGUUUUAUCAGCUAAACCGCGGGGUGCUGCCCUGCAAGCUCAAGCACCACUGUGCCCGGAUCGCCCUGUGAACCAGGGGGAACCGAGAGGCCCCCGAGGGCCCAUGUGCACCUUAACUCUAGGGCCUUUGUGGACAAACACUCCCAGUGCUCUUGUGCCUUGACAAAGAGAAAGAUGCAGUCCAAACAAUAGCGGAACAGCCACGCUCAGUGAAACUUCAUUCAUACCGUGGCACUUGGUCUGCCCUUUAUGUUUUUCUUUUCAGAAAAAGCUGAAUUUGAUAAUAGACGGUAUAAUUAACUGACUAUGGACGCUGAAGAUGAUGUGCACUAUUCGUCUGGUGAACAUUAUUCUUUGGCCCAAUAAUGUGAUAAAUCCGUUGUGCAGAUUCAAAACAUGACUUCUUGUCCUGCAUUUUGUAAAGCUGAAUGUGUACUCAAACAGCUCGUGAUUCUAACUACAUCAUGACACUAAUGAAAGAAAGUUGGGUUUUUUUCCUUGGUAAGUGACACUUACCAAGGAAUUAUAAAUAUAAUGUCUACUGCCGUAUGUAUACAGUAAUUUUAUAUUGUAUACCUGUCAGUUAAAUAGUCUGUCAAUGAUAAUGAAGGUUGAAUCCCAACAAAGGCAGAAUUGUUCAUUUGCAACCAUUGCAUUCUGGGAAUUGUAGUACACAACCCCUCUGUCCUGUUAAAUCCGAGUAAAACUCGUACUUAUUAUUGUCAUUGCAUCUCUCUACUAUUCAGGUAUUAUUUUUGUAAGAAAAUUAUUGUUUUCUAUUUGAGAGAGAAAAUGGCCUCUCAGGAAGAUUCACUGUGCAUGCUGACUGAGACUGAUGUAGAGAGGAGGUCGAGAGGAGGCAAAACCUCACUAGCUGGCACUGUCAUUGAUUUUAAAUGUAUGUGAUUAAAUGAAAUGUUUGUACUACGUGCAAUUAGUUGUGAGCUUGCUCUAGAUUAAGAGCAGUGAUAUAUUUAAAAAAAAAUAAGAUGGGAAUCAGUACGUCUGAUUUCGAAAUUAAAUUCGAAAAUUUAGCUUUUAUAUUUUUAUUAUAUACUAUAUUAUAUUAUAAGAUUGGGGUACAAAGUUUUGCAAAACCUGGGUGGGUUGUAUUUUGACGUUAUUGUCACCACAGCUGUGGGCAUACCGUUUCUGACAAAGUAAAAGGAGGUUUUUCCUAAAUCACUGACAUAAUUGAAAUGACCAUCUUGUUUUUGUUGGUUCAUCAGUGCAUUGAGCAAUGGAUAUCAUGGACUACAUAGUUUAUAUAUACAUACAUAUAUACUAUGUGUGUGUGUGUGUGUUUGUAAUGAUGACUUUUAUAUGAUUAAUUAUCAUAUUUGCUGUUUUCUGUUUUAGCAGUUAUAGAAUUGCAUCAUCACAUUUUAAAUCACAUGACAGUAGAUUUCCUCGAUGUUUAAAAAUUGCCAGCAAUGUAUAAUUCAUGUGUGGUGCAGUUCAAUAAGGAGCACCAUUAACUGGUAAAGCUUAAAUAAGAUCUGGUGCAGAAUGAAUGAAUCGAUCACCAGGCUAAUAUAGUCUGUCUUUAUUUAUAAUAUAAAACACUAUACAUUUUAGGCUUUGUAUAGUAUAUUUCUCUGUAACCAGGGCAUCAUAUGAAUUAAAUAUUACAGAAAAAUGAAUUGUCUACCCUAGCCUUCUCAUCAGCACACAGUGGGGUGCUUCUCUGCUAAGAUGUUCUUUUUUAAAUAUAUAGUCAAUCCUUAAGUCACGAUUCUCUAAUGGGACCCAGUGCAUCGUUAAAUUCAGCCACACUUUAGCGAGUGUAUGGGACACAUUAGGCCAACACAUUAGGUCCUCCAUGGCACAAUCACUCAAGUAUUUUUUAUAACCACUAGAUGGUACUAGAAGCAUUUUGCUUCUGCUCGUCUACAUUUAUGUCUGAAAUCAUAUUGUGUCUAGUGCGAUUCAAAUGACAUAAUACACAUUAAACGUUUCAAAGAUGUACAUUGGGUUUAUGUUAACUGAAAAAAAUGUAAGAUUCUAAAAGUUUGUGCUACUAAGACCAAACUGGUAUCGAUCAACUGACAUUUUGGAAAGAAUGAGCUGAGAAUACACCAAGACACAUGCAUAGACGUGAGGGAUUAGGAAAGUGUAUUUUUCCUGUCUGCUCUUGAGUAAAUUAAUAUUACAGGUGCAAGUAAUGAGUUCUAUGAUUUCCAAUUUUAUUUCCAACUUUAAUCUUCAUUUGGUAUUUAAACAGAUAUUUCAGUAUGAAGUGUAAGAUACAAUUAUGGUUCACGACGCAACAUCUAAACGGCAAAAUGUCUCGCCUGUGUUAAACAAUCUCCUCUGUUCUGAUACAAGCACGUUGCCCCUAUACCUCUCCUGCUCUACUUCAAUAGCACAUUUCAAAACAGUUCUCACAUCCAGGGGAGAUGUGCGCACACAGAGAAGUCUUAAAUGCACCCCUGCUUCCGAGGUCUUGUGCUAAAUGUUGUUUUGGAUGUAUUCCUGCCAUUGAUCGGAGUCUGGCUGCAGGGGGAGAGAUGGCAGCUGGGAGAGACUGCGCUUCCUUUAAUGAAUUCAUCCAGCUCUAUCCAGCCCAAACGGCCUGUGGAUACAGCAGCUCUCCAAGUAAAGAAAGCCUCUCUCUGCUCUGUCUCGGGCCCUCAUGGACAACCACCGCUGUUUGCAACAUUUCGCACUACUACACUGGAUUCACUCUUGCCUGCACCCUUACUCUUAUGACUUCAGGUUUUGUACUUUAGCGUAGUAAGCUUCACUUUGUUCUGAAAUGCCCCUCUUGUUGUAUUCCCGUAGUCUGUUUUCAGUUAUCUGGGCUUGGUUAUGAGUCUAGGAGCCAAUGAGGCUAGGUUUGUGUAGGGUAUGCAUUUAAGUUAAGGUUGGAGGAUUUAAUUAUUAAAUGGGCUUUCCCAUCAUGAGUAUCUAGAGCGAGAUUUGAAAUAAUUUUUAUUAUUUUUUUAGGUUGCAUUUUACAUCUCAAAAAUGUUUGCUCACUUUAGUUUACAGCAAUAAACUUACUUUUCAUAAA
Scophthalmus maximus (turbot) is the source of this 4872-nucleotide messenger RNA. It is a transcript of the gene grb14, whose product is annotated as growth factor receptor-bound protein 14. Lineage: Eukaryota; Metazoa; Chordata; Actinopteri; Pleuronectiformes; Scophthalmidae. Gene Ontology annotation, cellular component: plasma membrane; cytoplasm. Bases 332 to 1927 code for a protein of 531 amino acids. The transcript is spliced from 14 exons. Gene Ontology annotation, biological process: negative regulation of insulin receptor signaling pathway; insulin receptor signaling pathway. The record is from RefSeq and is a predicted model, not a curated record.